AUGUCUUCGCCAAAGUCAUCCCGGUCUAAAUCCUCCCCUGCUCCCCAGUCGUCUAGUGGGAUGCCGAUGAACCAGGUUGCUGGAGAAGAACCGGCAAUUGAAGUCGGCGGUGAUUCCGAUUCUUCAUACACUAGAUCGACGGGAAUUACCGAUACGGAGUCUCUUAGGUCUUCUAUUCUGAGCUACAAAUGGGAGAACGGACGACGCUACCACGCUUAUCAAGAUGGAUCUUACUGGGCUCCAAAUGAUGACCGUCAACAAGAAGCAGAAGACUUGAUGCACGAAGUCUACAAGAUCAUUCUGAACGGUGAACUUUACGAAGCCCCAAUCGGCGAGAAUCCUCAGAGGGUCCUUGAUGUGGGAUGCGGAACAGGUAUCUGGGCAAUCGAAUUUGCUGACGCUCACCCAUCUGCUAAUAUAAUUGGCAUCGACCUUUCACCCAUUCAACCCAAGUUCGUGCCCCCGAACUGCCAUUUUGAGGUUGACGAUAUCACACAAGAAUGGACGUACCCAGUUGAUCACUUCGACUUCAUUCACAUUCGUUUCAUGACAGGCUGCAUUCCGGACUGGACAGAGCUUUUUAAGAAGGCGUACAAGCAUAUGCAGCCCGGCGGCUGGGUAGAAAGUCUCCAGCUAUGGGGUGUUUCCAAGUCCGACGACGGUACACUUAAGCCCGACUCGCCAGCCCACAACGAUGCAGGGUUUGUAAAUGUACAGGGUCGACGAAUCAAGGUACCUGUUGGAACGUGGCCGAAGGAUAAGACUCUCAAGCAAUGGGGAGCUUGGAAUCGGCACUUUUUGCUCGAAGGUCUUGAGGGCUUUUCUAUUCGUGGACUAACGGAAUUGCUCGGAUGGAAAUAUGAGGAUGCGCAGUUGUUCCUCGCGGACAUGCGCAAGGAAUUGACAAACCCGGAUUUGCACUCAUAUCUAGAGGUUACGGUCUUCUAUGGUCAGAAGCCAGAGGCUUAG
Fusarium coffeatum is the source of this 969-nucleotide messenger RNA. RefSeq lists its product as uncharacterized. NCBI's taxonomy places the organism in Eukaryota, Fungi, Ascomycota, Sordariomycetes, Hypocreales, Nectriaceae. The coding region runs from base 1 to 969 and encodes 322 amino acids. The record is from RefSeq and is a predicted model, not a curated record. The transcript has 11 exons. Gene Ontology annotation, molecular function: methyltransferase activity.